AUGAGCUUUGCUUUGACCAGUGAGCAACUGGCCGAGUGGCGCAGGGCGUUCUACGAUGAGCCGUGCAAUGUGCUCGCUCAGAAUGUGUGCACCACCCACGAUCCGUACAAGAUGUGCCUGAAGCACGCUUCGACGGAGUUGCCAGCGCCGGCGCCCAACAAGCAUGCGGUGCCUGGGGAGGGCAAGGCGACGAGCGGUGGCCCCGCCUGGAUCAGCACGGGACUGGAUCUGCUGCGUUUGGAGUUUGCCAAAAGCUUCAAGUCGCUGCCCGCGGACUUUGAGUUCUCCGCUGGCUAUCUGAUGUACUGGCACAAGCUGGAGCGCUGCAACUACUUGCUGCAUGAAGCGGCGCUGCUUUUGAUGCGCUGCGAGCCCGUGGAUGGGCGCACAUUUCGCUACCUGAUGCACCACGUGGCCCCGGAUGGCGGCAACUGGCAGAUGUUUGUGAAUCUCGUGCAGAAGUACGGCGUCAUGCCCAAGCAGUGCUACCAGACGACGGGCAAAGUGCAUCACCUGAAUGUUAUGCUGUCGAGUAAGCUGCGUGAAUUUGUCAGCGUGCUGCACAAUCGCUUCAUCUUCGAUGGCGAUGGCAGCGCGCUGCCUGGCCUCAUUGCGGAGAUGAUGCCGCAGCUGUAUAAGGUGCUCAACAUUGUGCUGGGUGAGCCGCCGCAGGAGUUCAAGUGGACGUACUACGACUCCAAGCGGAGCUACCAGUGCCUGGAGCACCUCACCGGUGCCAGCUUUUACGAGGAGCUGCUCAAGGGGGAGCCCAAGCUGGACGAGAUGCUGUGCCUGGGCCACGAUCCUCGACUCAGCGCCGGCUACGCGCACAACUACGAGGUGGAGCUCAGCUCGAACAUGGUCGGAGGACGACUGCAGCGUUACAACAAUCAACCGAUGGACGUCCUACUGCCCAUUGUUGUGGCCUCGCUGGCGGGGGGGCGCGCCGUGUGGCUCGUGCACGAUCUCAAGACUCAAACGGAGAGCGAAAAACUGUCGGAGUUUCCGCUGCUCUUCGGCCUGGAGGUGGGCCAGGGACUGACCAAAGCGGAGCGCAUGCUCUACAAGGAAACGAAGCGCAAUCGCGUGCUGCUGCUCACGCAGGUGAGCCUGGAUGCGGAGCAGAAGCCGCUGGAAUUCCGCACCAUGGCGCCUUCGAGCUCCGCUUUGAGCUCCAACCUCUCCACAGUGCUGGCAAAUCUGCAGGGGGAGGACAUCAAGUCGCGGCUGCUGAAGCCCAUGACUGCCUUUCGCAUCAAGACGGAGGCGCUGCGGGAAUAUGCCUUCGAGAUUGUCGUCCACUCGAGCUUUGUGCCGCCCGAUGUGCUGGGCGCGGCCACGCGCAAGGAGGCCAAAGAGCUGCCCCCUUGGGAUAUAAUGGGUACAUUCCUGGACUGAUGUUGCCCCGACUGA
Drosophila subobscura is the source of this 1413-nucleotide messenger RNA. Its product is annotated as bleomycin hydrolase. Gene Ontology annotation, cellular component: cytoplasm. NCBI's taxonomy places the organism in Eukaryota, Metazoa, Arthropoda, Insecta, Diptera, Drosophilidae. The coding region runs from base 1 to 1398 and encodes 465 amino acids. The record is from RefSeq and is a predicted model, not a curated record. Gene Ontology annotation, molecular function: cysteine-type aminopeptidase activity. Gene Ontology annotation, biological process: response to toxic substance; L-homocysteine catabolic process; proteolysis. The transcript is spliced from 2 exons.